UUGAAUUCAUUUUUCACGUUAUUAAGGUCGAGAGCGAAGCACACUCUUCCUGAUCUCCCGUAUGACUACAAUGCUCUGGAGCCCGUUAUCUGCAAUGAAAUCAUGCAGAUCCAUCACCAGAAGCAUCAUGCCACAUAUGUAAAUAAUCUGAACACCUGCGAAGAAAAAAUUCACGAAGCUCUAUCAAAAGGUAACAUAAAGGAAGCCAUAGCUCUGCAACCAGCGCUAAAAUUCAAUGGUGGAGGUCACAUAAAUCACUCCAUUUUUUGGACGAAUCUGGCGAAAGACGGAGGCGAGCCGAGCAAAGAACUCAUGGACGCCAUAAAAAGAGAUUUCGGGUCGUUGGAAAAAAUGCAAGAGAAGAUGUCCGCAGCUACGAUUGCGGUUCAAGGUUCCGGUUGGGGAUGGCUCGGCUACUGUCCCGUUGCCAAGAGGCUUAAGAUUCAAACCUGCGCUAACCAAGAUCCACUCGAGCCAACAACUGGACUGAUUCCACUUUUCGGAAUCGACGUCUGGGAGCAUGCAUACUAUCUACAGUACAAAAACGUACGUCCGGACUACGUUAAAGCUAUUUGGAAAAUUGCCAACUGGAAGAACAUUAGUGAAAGAUUUGCGAAUGCACAGCAUUGA
Messenger RNA from Haemonchus placei, 630 nucleotides. The record is from the annotation of a GenBank genome assembly. Lineage: Eukaryota; Metazoa; Nematoda; Chromadorea; Rhabditida; Trichostrongylidae.